UUUCCGUGAGCACGAUCACCACCUCUUUUCCCUCCGCUGGUGGAAAUCAAGGAGGAGCCGACUCCGUAGGCGGCCUUAUGUUGUGCCGGCUCGCGCCGCGGCCUCUCUCCGCACAACUCCACAUCCACCGUCGCCGUGAUCCCGUAAGCUCUCUCUCGGCGUCGCUUCUCGAGAGGGAAUGGAUGCUUCCCUCCCCGGCCACUCCAAUCCACAAGAUAUCCCUCUCCAAGCCCCACCAAUCCCAGCUGUCCCAUGGGCUCACCCCAUCUCAGGUCUCCUACUCAAACGAACCCCGUCCAGCUCUAGGCGCUGAAGCCAUCGGCGCGAGAGAACAAACCCCAUCCUUCUUCAUGGUCCGCGACGACCUCUUGCAUCCAUUGGUGAAUGGCAACAAGGCCAGAAAGCUCGACGCCCUGCUGCCAAUUCUCCAACAGUACUCCGCCACCGACAUUGUCACAUGUGGAGGAUGCCAGAGUGCUCAUACAGCAGCUGUUGCUGUCUGCUGUGCGGAGAGGGGAAUCAGGUCCCACCUUCUCCUAAGGGGGGAACAGCCAGACGUACCAACAGGCUACAAUCUGAUAUCUUUGAUGUAUGGUCGCACGAGCUACAUAGCGCGACCGCUCUAUGCGCGGAGGAAAGAGCUGCUUCUUCAGCAUGCCAGUGAGGUAGCAGGAGGCAAGGGUUCUAUUGUGUGGGUUGAUGAUAUUCUUGGAAAGGACCGUUAUAAUUCAAACUUGGAGGGUGCAUGUGUUGGGCAUUUGGAUGGUUUUGGGAGUAGUAUAAAUCAGGGUGAGGUUGAAGAAGGUUCGAGAAGAGUUGUGAUUGUCAAUGAAGGUGCAGAUAGUGUGGCAGGAUUAUUAGGUGUCAUGCGGCUUGUGAGAUACCUUUCUCAAACACAUUUAUUUGGAGCAAAGCAGCAAAUUAGAAUUGUUGUAGAUGCUGGCACUGGAACAACAGCUGUUGGUUUAGCCUUGGGAGUCACAUUGUUAGGACUUCCAUGGAAAGUAACUGCGGUCAUGCUUGCUGAUCCCAUUGAAAGGUAUAAGGAACGGGAAAGAUGCCUAACAUCCAAUUUCAAAAGGUUUGUUCCUGUGAAAUUUUCUGAAACAUCAAUAGAUGGAGUUGGUGAUGGUACUCUGCAAUGGGUCGAACGUACUCACCCAAGAAAAUUUGGAAAGGUUUGGGAAGGGGAAAUUGAGGCAUGUCGACAAAUUGCACAACAAACUGGUAUACUUGUGGAUCCUGUCUAUACCUUGGCUGCCUGGGAGCAGGCUGUUCUUCAUUCACUUGAAGAAAUUGAGAAGGAUGUCAAAGUGGUGAUGCUCCAUACUGGUGGCACACUUGGCAUGUUUGGAUUGGCCCAAAGAUACAAACCUUACUUCAUUACUUCUGAACAACUUACUGUGCAUUCUUUACCUUAAGCAAUUAGAGAUCCAUUUGGCAAAUGUGUAAAAGCUUAUAGAAUGACACUAGUUGCAGGUAUAUCAUCUUGGUAAAAUGUGGAAAAAUUCUUCACACAACAAUGUCAUGUGAUUGUAAGUAAUUUGUUGGGGGAUGCAAUGUGUAAAACAUAAGUAAAAUACUGGCGGACCACAAGGAAAGAGGAUGUAUGCCACAUUUAGCUUGUGUACCAUUUUAUUCUGUUUAGUACAGUAUAAUUUAUUGCAAAGAAAGCAGCUUCAAUCAAGAAGCAGGAGUUAUUCUUGAUUGAAAUCUGACAUGGUUACGUUCUUUGGCAUAGUUUUAUGUGGUGAAGCUGAAAGUGUAGCACUUUUAAAGUGCUGAUGAACAACUAUUUUUUAUGGGCAUCAAAUAUACUGAUGGUCCAGGGAAAUCAGGUUAUGGUUUCAUAACCUGCUCAGUGAUGUUUAAUAAAUUCGCAGUAGAGACAAAUGAAGCUUUUGAUGUAUCAAUGUUGGUGUUUUACAAGUAAAGCUGGGACCAGAAGUGAUGACAGGUCCAUGGAGUCCUCUUUGAGAAGCCAUCAGGUAAUCCUGGCAUUACUGAUGCAACCCACAUGUUCUGGAGUAUAUUUUCAGCAAGAUUGUGUUGCUGAUCUUAUCACUAGCAUGCAGAUCUCCAUAAAACAGUCCAAGAGAAAGUAGAAUGUUCCAAGGUAUAGAGUAUAAUAAAAGCCCAAGAUUAUGCAGUUCUCAGGAAAAACAUCAGCCAAUUACCAGUACUGCAAGACCUUCCAGAAGCAACAGUAACAGGUCAGGAUGAGGCACAUUAUCAGUGAUAAUUGCUUGCAUAAAAUGUAAUAGGUCUGGGUGUACUGCAUGGAAUAUUUAAUGGAUCAUACUUGUUUACUGGAGCAUUUUGGUCCAAUUUCUGACUAGAAGAAAAUUUCUGUUUUAAAAUCGCAUGUCACGGCAUUGCAGAAAUCCCCUCUGAAUUUGCAGGGUCAAAACAUUACUUUCUC
Molecule: messenger RNA, 2422 nt
Organism: Elaeis guineensis (African oil palm)
Lineage: Eukaryota; Viridiplantae; Streptophyta; Magnoliopsida; Arecales; Arecaceae
Product: putative D-cysteine desulfhydrase 2, mitochondrial
Molecular function (GO): D-cysteine desulfhydrase activity
Source: RefSeq, a predicted model, not a curated record